AUGUACGGCACCUACAGCCAACAAUUGACGAACAACCCCUUCAUUAACGCCUCAGAUCCAACGCAUCCUAGUUCCCGGUUCCCCGACAUCUCGUCUCCGGUGGAUCCCAACUCGCAGUACACAUCAUGGGAUGACAGUUCAGUCCUGCAGCAGCAGCAACCUGCCCACUAUCAACCCCAGCAGCAGCCUCAGUAUGCCGCUGGUGGCUAUUUUAGCCCUCCGUUGACUCCUGGUUCCCAAUAUCCCGUGGGUGGCACUGCAUUCCAACCUACUAGUUCCUUCGGCCAACAGCUUGGGGCACAUAUUAGUGGGACCAGUUACGGAUACCUGAACGGCCAGCAGCAACAACAACAGCAGCAACCUCAGAGUGGAUAUUACCCCGCUCCACAGCAGCAACUCCAACCUAACAAUCAAGGAUACCUUGCACAAUUCGAUCCAUAUGGGCCUCUCGCCCAGGGUUGGGAGGGGGCUUCUCAAUCUCAAACCCAACAGCCGAGCGGAAGCCACAUCUCCACGCCGUUGGCUGGAGGAGGAGGCGGUCUGUCGGCGUCCGGGGACCCGCAUCCGCGGGACUACAUCCGAACACACAAGGCAGAAAUCGAGUCCUGGGAUUCAUACGCAUGGAAGCAGUUGAUUAACACCUUUGAGGCGCUCAAGAAAGCCUGGGAAUCCCGAAAGAUGGAACUUGCGGGCAGGGUAGAACAACUGAAGAUGCAGAUGCAAUACGGGGGCUAUUAUCAGGCCCAGAUCCAGCAGGAGGGGUCGAGAUUAUAUGGGCUGCUGAAAGAUGCAGAAUCACAUUUUGGUGGGUGUUCAGAAAUCUCGUUCGAGCCAUUGCUCAUCUCCUCUUUCAAAGACUCCGUCGCCGCCUCGACUUUCCAAAUGGAAGAGGUCUUCAAAGGAUAUCGACAAUCCGGUGAUCUCUCAAGCAAACGACGCGUUCGCGAGGCAACGAAUGCUGCACUGCAAAGUUUACCAGAAUGGCCUCAGCCAUACCAGUGA
This is a messenger RNA of Laccaria bicolor S238N-H82, 1002 nucleotides long. RefSeq lists its product as uncharacterized. The transcript is spliced from 2 exons. Lineage: Eukaryota; Fungi; Basidiomycota; Agaricomycetes; Agaricales; Hydnangiaceae. The record is from RefSeq and is a predicted model, not a curated record. Bases 1 to 1002 code for a protein of 333 amino acids.